AUGGAGAUCAAUGCUUCCAUAUACUUGUCCAUCGUCCUCGUCUUCCUCGCCAUAGCUUUCAAAUUAUCACACCGCGCCAAAAACAACAACCUCCCGCCGCCGCCCAACCGCCGUGCCCUCCCGGUGCUCGGCCACUUGCACCUCCUAACCAAACCCCUCCACCGUUCACUCCACAAACUCUCCCACAACGGCGGCGGCGCAUCAACGCCGAUCAUGCGGCUCAAGUUCGGCUCCCGCCCCGUGGUGGUGGUGUCGUCCGCCGCCGCCGCCGAAGAAUGCUUCACCAGCCACGACGUCGUUCUGGCCAACCGGCCGAACCUCAUGAUGGGGAAGCACAUCGGCUACAACCACACCACCAUGAUCCAAGCGCCCUACGGGGACCACUGGCGCAACCUCCGCCGCAUCGGCGCCGUCGAGAUCUUUUCCGCCGGCCGGCUCAACAACUUCGCCGCCAUCCGGAGGGACGAAGUCAACAGCCUCGUCCUGCGGCUCGCCGCCGGUCACAAGAAAGUGGAGCUGAGGACGAUGUUUCAGGACCUGACGUUCAACAACAUGAUGAGGAUGAUCGCCGGGAAGAGGUACUACGGCGAUGCGAUGGCCGCCGCCGGAGAAGACCAGCUGGAAGAGGCGGAGCGGUUCAAGGAGAUGAUGGUGGAGGUUAUGGGCUACGCCGGGGCUUCUAGCAAUGCCGAUUUCUUGCCCGUCUUGAAUUGGCUUGACGGCGGUCGGUUUGAGAGGAAGCUGGCCGGACUUUCCCGGAGACUGGAUGAGUUUAUGCAGAGGUUGAUCGAUGAACGUCGUCGAGGCUCCGGUAGCAAUGACAACACAACCAUGAUUGAUCAUCUCCUGUCGUUGCAAAAGUCCCAGCCGGAGUACUACUCCGACCAAAUCAUCAAAGGCAUCAUCCAGGUAACUAACGAAUGGGUAUUCACUAGGGGAACAGACACAUCUGCAGUGACGCUGGAGUGGGCGAUGUCGAACCUGCUCAACCACCCGGAGAUUCUGAGGAAAGCAAGAGACGAGAUCGACGCCCAGAUCGGGGAAGAAGGUCGCAUGGUGGAUGAAGUACUGGACCUCCCCAAAUUGCACUACCUGCAGAAUGUGAUCACCGAGACUCUCCGACUGUACCCAUCGGCGCCGCUUCUGGUCCCUCACAGCUCGUCCCGGGACUUCACCCUCGGCGGAUACCACGUGCCGCGGAACACGAUGCUGCUCGUCAAUGCUUGGGCCAUUCACAGGGAUCCUCGGGUUUGGGCCGACUCGACGAGUUUCAAGCCGGAGAGGUUUGAGGGCGGCGGUGGUGAUGAACAUGGUUGUCCUAAACCGAUUCCUUUCGGGAUGGGAAGAAGGGCUUGCCCCGGGGCGGGUCUGGCCCAACGGGUCGUCGGGUUGACUCUGGCGUCUUUGAUCCAGUGCUUCGAGUGGGAGAAGGUUGUCGAGGAGGACGAGGAGGAGGAGGAAGAUAUUGACAUGGCGGAAGGCACCGGGCUUACCAUGCCAAAGCUGAUUCCGCUCCAGCUCAACUGUAGACCUCGCCCCAUCAUCAUCCACAAACUGGUUCUUGCUGCAUAA
Linum tenue is the source of this 1572-nucleotide messenger RNA. NCBI's taxonomy places the organism in Eukaryota, Viridiplantae, Streptophyta, Magnoliopsida, Malpighiales, Linaceae. The record is from the annotation of a GenBank genome assembly.